Gymnodraco acuticeps is the source of this 2565-nucleotide messenger RNA. It is a transcript of the gene ssx2ipa, whose product is annotated as synovial sarcoma, X breakpoint 2 interacting protein a. NCBI's taxonomy places the organism in Eukaryota, Metazoa, Chordata, Actinopteri, Perciformes, Bathydraconidae. The record is from RefSeq and is a predicted model, not a curated record. The transcript has 14 exons. Bases 308 to 2077 code for a protein of 589 amino acids.
AGCAGCAGCAGCGUACUGGCAUCUCUCUGCAUGCUCCGUUCACACUGAAACAGGUGAGAUCUGGUCUUGUUUUUGCUGGCGACAAGGUGACGAGUGAACUCAGGACGGGGGGUUCUGGUCUUUCGUUAAAGGAGCAUUUUGUUCGUUUCGAAAACCUUACUAAACUUGGCAGGUGUCGGAUUUAGUUGACCCACUUCACGCCGCUCCCGGCUCAGUUCCAGUGCCUCUGAUCCACGCCUGACUGCUAAUCCGUCUGCCGUUUGGUAACUCAUGAGCUUGCAUCCCUGUGUGCCGAUGUGUCGGUGAUAUGGGAGAGUGGUGGACAACUGUGCCAAUAGGGACUUCUAUGGGAAACUAUGAGAUCUCCAGCAUAUCACAUGUGACAAUGUCGCCCUCGAGACAGAACAACCUCGUGUCUUCCUUGCCCCUGUCCAGAAGCUCCUACAAUGUGAUAAGUGCCUUUUGCACUGAGGAUAAUAUGCCUCAGUGCAUUUCAUACAUCAAUCAGGAGCUUGACUCACUGGGCCUCUGCUCUACACGCAUUGAGGCCAGCUCACCAGGGGGAGCUACCAUAAACACAGUGUCAGCUCUAAAUGCCAUGUAUGAGAUCAUGACGAUUCACCGACGCAAUAUGUGCAAUUUAGAAGAGCUGGAGAAAGACCAGCUGAAGACAUCCAGCAACUUGGACCACAUUCAGAUGAACAAUUCCAGACUCAAGGAUCAGUUGGAACUGUCCAUAAGGGAGAAAUCGGGUCUCCAUGAGACAGAGAGGCAGCUCCAACUCAAAAUCAAGACUUUGCAGAGCUGCUUAAAAACUGAAAAAGAUGAGGUUCAGAAGCUCCAGAGCAUCAUAGCCAGCCGGGCCUCUCAGUACAGUCAUGAUGCCAAGAGGAAAGAGAGGGAAACUGCAAAGAUCAAGGAACGCCUCAACCAGCUACUGGUCGACAGAAAGGAUAAGAAACUAGCUAUGGAUGUUCUGAAUAGUGUGGGACGGUCGGAUGGAAAAAGGAGCCACUGGAAGACCACAAAAACAACAGCAAGCCAUGAGGGUGAGAUGUACAAGUCCUUGCUCAAUGACUACGAGGUGAGUCAGAGGUCCUUGAUGCUGGAGAACGCUGAGCUUAAGAAAGUCCUCCAGCAGAUGAAGAAGGAGAUGAUCCAUAUCCUGAGUCCACGCCCUAGCAGAGAUGACAGUCGGGACCAGGCUGAAUCUGAUGGGGAGGAGAAGGUGGGGGAUUCUAGCAGGGAAACUCUGGACCAAUCGUGUGAGCAGGCCAGGGAGCAGCUCACCAACAGCAUCCGCCAGCAGUGGAGGAAACUGAGGAACCACAUGGAAAAGUUGGACAGCCAAGCCUCCAAAGUGCAGAAUCAGAUGGAGUCCAAUAAAGAGGUGGUACAAAGGGAGACCCACGAGGAUGAGAUGGAAAGGAUGAGGCGUGAAGUGCAGCAGUGCAAAGAGUUCAUUCAUGCACAGCAACAGCUCCUCCAGCAACAACUCCACACAUCCUUUGAUGAUGAGACAGCAGCUCUUCUUAAUGACUGCUACACACUGGAGGAGAAGGAGCGUCUCAAAGAGGAGUGGAGGCUCUUUGAGGAUCAGAAGAGAAACUUUGAGAGGGAGAGGAAGAACUUCACAGACGCUGCUAUUCGCCUGGGGCGAGAGAAAAAGGCCUUUGAGGAGGACCGUGCCUCUUGGCUCAAGAACCAAUUUUUGAACAUGACUCCAUUUACGGACCGUAGGAGAUGUUCCUCGUCUGAUGGUCAAAGUGCAUUAUCAAUAAGAAGUGAGCCAGAGAUGAGAAUGUCUUCCACCAAAUCUCCGCCGGCCAAAUCAUCAACCUACGCCGCUUUCUCCACUCCUAAACCUACACAAAGUGCCACUGUGCCAUCCACAACCGAACUUUACCGCACACUCCGCCUGAUACCAGACAGCAGUUCCUCCAGACAUUCAAAACGAGGAUGCUGGCCAGAGUCCAGCACUAUUGAAGAUGGAGAUUUUCGGGUCAAAUCAAACAGAAUUCGAUGUGGAGACUUGAGUAUCUUCUCUUUGGGUGGAGAUGAGAACAGCCUCACUUGAAACACUUUCAGUGCCUUUUUAAAACAAGUGUGUAUAUCUAAUUUCGCAAUGAACCUAAGCAUCAAGUCAUGGCUGAAUCCAAUCACAACUGAUGAACACUCCUUUUUUUUUGCAGCUUCUUUGCCACGUCGCUUUGUAUGGACUUAGACAGAUCAUUCACUAAAUCUCAUCAAACAAGAAAGCACUUUAAUGAUUCUGCCAUUGUUCAUUUAUUUACUUCACAAACAAUUCAACACUGACAAUUCAGAUUUUAAGCUAUAUUCAAAGGAUGUUAUUUACCAAGUAGGGAUUUGAACAUAUUUUUUGUAAUAUGUUAAUUAUAUUCAAUUCAAAUUAACAAAUUAUGUUUAGUUGUUCAAAUUAACUUUGUUUUCAUAUUUUAAAUGUAUAAUUAUGAUUUGAAAUGGCGCAUUUAUUGACACAAGAAUGAUAAUGGUGGGUGUUGCUGGUGUAACAGCACAAUAAAGAUAUUUUUAUGAAAGCUUAAA